Messenger RNA from Colletotrichum truncatum, 1836 nucleotides. Its product is annotated as peptide transporter ptr2-a. Gene Ontology annotation, cellular component: membrane. Gene Ontology annotation, molecular function: transmembrane transporter activity. The record is from RefSeq and is a predicted model, not a curated record. Lineage: Eukaryota; Fungi; Ascomycota; Sordariomycetes; Glomerellales; Glomerellaceae. Gene Ontology annotation, biological process: transmembrane transport; oligopeptide transport.
AUGUCGACGGCACCAAACCUCGAUGUGGUAGAUGCCGCACGAGCAGACAUCCCCGGAAUUGAAAAAGGUCUCGACGGAGAGAAGAGACCAGAUGCUUAUCAGGGCAACCUCGCUGACGCAAGAGGCUCCAGCGAGACUCUCACUGGCCCCAAUGGCGAGGUCUAUCCGACCGAAGAGGAGCUCACCACUCUACGCCGUACCCAUGGCAAAGUCUCUUGGUUGAUUUACAGCAUCGGCUUUGUUGAAAUGUGCGAGCGUUUUGCGUACUACGGUACCACCGCAGUCUUCGUCAACUUUAUCGCUUACCCUCUGCCACCCAACUCAACCACAGGUGCGGGAGGUACACAUGAACAGGCUGGAGCUCUUGGUCUUGGCCAGCGCGCUUCAACCGCCCUCACUCUGUUCAACUCCUUCUGGUCCUACGUGAUGCCGCUACUUGGUGGUUAUCUUGCCGACACAUACUGGGGCCGCUACCUCACAAUCCAAUACGCGAUUGUCGUAGCUACCGUCGGCCACAUCCUCAUCAUCGUAGCAGCCAUCCCGUCCGUCAUAUCCAACCCCAGCGGCGCCCUCGCAGCAUUUAUCAUUGGCCUUUUGGGAUUCGGCACAGGUGUAGGAUGGUUCAAGGCGAACAUUUCGCCGCUCAUCGCGGAACAGUACGAGCUCACUCAACCUCGGGCGACCGUCGAAACUCUCCCCUCGGGCGAGCGCGUCAUCAUCGACCCAGUCAUGACGAUUUCUCGCGUAUACAUGCGCUAUUACUUCCUCAUCAACGUCGGCGCGCUCGUGGGCCAGGUCUCCAUGGUCUACGCCGAGAAAUACGUCGGCUUCUGGCUAUCGUACCUCCUCCCGACAAUCAUGUUCUUCUUUUGCCCCGUCGUAAUGGUCCUCUGCCGCAAGCACUACGCCAAGCGGCCGCCCACCGGUUCCGUCCUCGGGAAGUCCAUCGCGUUGGUGGCGUACGGCAUCAGGCAGGGCCACGGCGGCAUCUUCGCCAUGCGCAAGGACGCCUUCUGGGAGCGCAUCAAGCCCAGCGCGGUGCCCGACCGCCCGUCGUGGAUGACGUUCGACGACGCCUGGGUCGACGAGGUACGCCGCGGAAUCAUGGCGUGCACCGUCUUCCUCUGGUUCCCCAUCUUCUGGCUCGCGUACGGCCAGAUGACGAACAACCUCAUCAACCAAGCGGCGACGAUGCGCCUCGACGGCAUCCCAAACGACAUCAUCACGAACCUCAACCCGUUCGCGCUGCUCAUAUUCAUCCCCAUCUGCGACAAGCUAAUAUACCCCGCCGUCGAGCGCGCGGGCGUCCGCUUCACGCCGAUCAAGAAGAUCACGGUGGGCUUCUUCUGCGCCACGAUGUCCAUGAUGGUCGCCGCCGUCAUCCAGCACUUCAUCUACCAGCGCGCCCCCUGCGGGUACAGCGCCAGCGACACGGACUGCAUCCGCGAGAACGGCCCGCCGGAGAUGACCGUGUGGAUUCAGACGCCGUGCUACAUCCUCAUUGCCCUCAGCGAGAUCUUCGCGUCCAUCACGGGUCUCGAGUACGCCUUCACCAAGGCGCCGCGGAACAUGCGUGGCUUGGUCACCGGCGUCUUCCUCUUCGUCCACGCCUUCUCGAGUGCCAUCGCCCAGGCGUUUGUGGGGUUGGCGGCUGACCCGCUCCUGGUCUGGCUGUAUACCUGCAUCACCAUCAUCAGCUGCGUCGGGGGAGUUGGUUUUUGGAUCAUGUUCCGGAAGCUUGAUAAGGAGGAGGAUGCUCUUAAUGCUUUGCCUGAGAGUUCAUACAGGGGACGCGACGGUGGUAUGGAAAUGAAGGCCAAGGAUGUCGAAAAUUAG